GAAGUGCUCCAGGACAUCUUCCACCAGCCCAACAAUGACCUCCCAGACCAUUGGGAUUCCACCGAGCUGCUCUACGACAAAAACCAGUAUGGAGGAGUCCAGAUGCCCAGAAUCGUACCUGCCACGUCAUCGGCCAAGAAAAAUGGCACGGCAGGUAUGGAUCCUUUCGACAUAAAACUCUGGCAAGUGGCCUUCGAGGGCAAGCACAAUUAUAUGUUGCGACAACUCGCCAACGGAAGAUGGACUCAGUUCCAAGGCCACAAGUCACUACCCGAUGCCGUGUUUCACAUGAAACUCUCCACCUUCAUCCGCAACCGCAACAUUCGCAUCGAGACCAUCGCAGUCAACUAUUGGAAGUGGAAGAACGGUACUGAAAUGCUGCCCUCUGAAGCCCAACGGAAGGAAGCCAUGGAGAUGCUCGUCGCCAACAUUGGAGACCUCCUCAU
This is a messenger RNA of Symbiodinium natans, 446 nucleotides long. The record is from the annotation of a GenBank genome assembly. NCBI's taxonomy places the organism in Eukaryota, Dinophyceae, Suessiales, Symbiodiniaceae.